Messenger RNA from Xenia sp. Carnegie-2017, 1755 nucleotides. RefSeq lists its product as uncharacterized. The transcript has 3 exons. Bases 295 to 1641 code for a protein of 448 amino acids. The record is from RefSeq and is a predicted model, not a curated record. Lineage: Eukaryota; Metazoa; Cnidaria; Anthozoa; Malacalcyonacea; Xeniidae.
GCUUCUCAAAACAAACCAAACGAUGUCAGUAAAAGUUAUUAGUCGGCCUUCUCAAGAACAUUUUUGCUCGCCCACUUGUUCAGAUGGUUUUUAAAGGUGUUUAACUACAAUUCUAGCAUAAAAUGAAAUUGCCCCUAGGUAUGAAUAUUUUCCCAUUCUCGGAAAGAAAAAGGAUUUAUUACCUUGAAAAGUUCUGAGAAUUCGUACAACCUGUUGCCGCUCCAAGUUUGUAGAGAAGACGAGCUCUGUAUCCCAUAAAUGGUAGCAAACAAUCACAUGUUGCUGUAAACUUGAAUGAUGAUGAGUAAUCUAUGUCAAAGAGAAGAACUUUGCGGUGUGGCGUCCCAUGAUAAAGAUACACUCGAGCUCAAUUCAAAAGACUUUCAAGUCAUCCGUUUCUUUUUACGUUUCUUAUCACUUUGGCGUCCUUUAUCUGCGGGCUAUCUAGAAAGGUAUGUGUAUCCAAUCACAAUAAAUCUCUUGCUGGCUUUUAAUUUCAUUCGCAAUGCCAUACAAGGAUCUGAAAAAUCCAUCCUACUCAACAUUCAGUUUUUAUACAUGGGGCACGAAAUCGUAGUGUGGAUUGGCCAUAUUCUUGCAAACCGCUACUUUGCCUCGAGAGAUUUGGAAAACAAUGUCCUUUCUCCGCUACAACCGUUAGCUGGCAUUAGGAAAGUCUUGUGUCGCAAACUUCGAAUUUUUAACGCUUUUGUCGUUGCGUCGAUGCUGUUCUUUUCCACUAUGUUGUGGACUCUCUACAUCGUGACAGGUGUAACUUGGCACCAUGGUGCUAACAAAUUUUCAGCAGAAUUAUCUUUUCUCCAUGGCUGGACUGAUAACGUUGUCUAUGGCCUCGUUAUCGUCGCAAUUGUCUACGAUGUAGGAGUAGGACUUGCACUUUUCUGGACACUGGCACUUCUAUAUGUUAGCUUUGCAGCUCGUUUGAAAAUCCUGGAGAAAAUCUUUUUAAAAUGGACGCAGCCUUCAGUCGAUGCCGUUUCGUGUUUCGUACAAGUUUAUGCAAAACCAGUGAAGCAAUCGUGGAAGAGAUUGUCUUGGUGGUUCAUUACGCAAAAUGUUGUUGCUCUUGGCAUACCACUAUACGGUUACAGCUUGGCUCAAGCCAUAUCAGGCAGUGACGAACAGCGUUCAAGAUAUCUUCCGCAGUUCAUUUGUUAUCUGAUUUUCAUCGUGACGAUAUGGCUCGCACCAAUAUUCGUUGGGGAACUAAUCAAGCGGCGGGAAAAAAAGUUCGAAGAGCGAAUAAAUAACGUUUGCCCAUGGUUAAUUGAUGCUAAUUGUUCUUUGCGCCUCGAUUCAGUUGAAUUUGCUGGUUUUUCUAACGUGGAACAUGUAUCACAAAGCAAUAGACUGCUUCUUGAUUCGGCUUCUGUGGAAACAUGCGAUGACACACCCAAAGUUGAGUACACGUUUGCAUCACGUGGCAAGGAAUUGAAAAACUUUUUAAGAUUCUUGAAGAAAAGAAAGCCUGGCCUGGUAUCGCGCGGUUAUUCAUUGCAGCUUAAUUUGUCGCUCAUUUCACUGUUUGCUGGUGGUGUGUCCUUUUUAAUUCGACUGAACUCAAUGAGCACAGAAGUCAAUGUUCGUAACCAUUUGAACUGCUGCAACGCUACUUUGUAAAGACUGUUUUUAAUUUUUCACCUUUCUGACUUCCUGUUAAUGGGCUUCAGUUUGUAGCUUUAUCCUUAUCAGUCCCUUAUCAGUCUUAUUGUCGAUUUCAGUUAACUUUUCAAA